AUGUUUUUAUCGAGCAUCGUUUUGCUGUCUCUGAGUAGUGCGGCACAGGCACGGUGCGAUCUUUCUCACUACAUUACAUACAAAAGCUUCUACACGGCAAUGUACGAAUGUGGUCAAUACUUCGAAAUUUGCAACAAUACCCUGGAUCAAUACAUCUAUAACGGAUAUCCCAGUACACCGGAAGUGAUGCGAUUAAUUCAUUGUGCGUGCGUGAAUACUGGUGCCUGGAAUGAUAAUACCGGUGUGAGGAAGAACGUGUUUCAAUUUUUGUUCAAACCCAACGAGCAUGACACCGAGUACGAGGAUAGAACUCAGUGCUGUUUGGACAAGAUUUGUAAGGACGGAUACGAUCAAAACUACCUAGCGUACGAAACAUUCAGCUGUUAUUAUCAACAAUAUGGGCGCCUAGUGAAGAACGAAGUAUUCGUUCCGUUGGAAGAACUUGAAUUCUUUCAGCUAAUGACGUUUAUCGCUAAGAUCCUGCUUGUUAGUAAGGAGAAGCUGAUCCAAUUUUCUCAGGGUGAUUUCCUGAAUGAUCCCGUGUUCAAGCAAGCUCUGUAUAUAACAGCCAUACGGCAGGGAUCUUAUAGCUUGGAAAAAGGAUUCAUAAUGGAGGUUGGAUACGCGCAAUACAACAUUCCUGAGCUGUUUGCGCCAUGUACUAGGCAGUGUGUUAUCGAUGCGUCUGCUGAAUACAGCCAACUCCCCGUCGACGAUUUAGUAUACAAGGUCUAUAAAAAGUGCCUCCACUCGCUUGUGGAUCCUAUACUAGUGGGAUAUUUUAAAGCUAUUUUGCGUGAAAAGGCAUGUGGAAUGCUGACUUCGUACUGA
Molecule: messenger RNA, 831 nt
Organism: Ochlerotatus camptorhynchus
Lineage: Eukaryota; Metazoa; Arthropoda; Insecta; Diptera; Culicidae
Product: general odorant-binding protein 69-like
Exons: 1
Coding region: 1-831 (276 amino acids)
Molecular function (GO): odorant binding
Source: RefSeq, a predicted model, not a curated record